AUGUUCUCAUCUUCGUGGCAACAAGUUCCCAAGUUUGUGGUGCAGCAGGUGCGUACUGCAACCAAGCGUGCAGCAGGUUCUCGUACCAGUAUGAAGGACUCUGCUGGUCGUAGAUUGGGUCCAAAAAAAUACGAGGGUCAAGCCACUCAAGUUGGUGAGAUCAUCAUGAGACAACGUGGUACCAAGUUUUAUCCUGGUGAAAAUGUAGGCAUCGGUAAAGAUCAUACGCUUUUCGCUUUGGAGCCGGGUUAUGUGAGAUACUAUUUGGAUCCAUUUCAUCCAGGUAAGAAAUUCAUUGGUGUAUCAUUAUACAAGGAUGUAAAGCUUCCUUUGCCGCAUUUCGAACCACGUUUGAGAAGAUUCGGCAAGGCCAUCAUUGAGGAUGAAGAGAAAGCCAUUGCAGAAGAGAACGCUUUACCAAGAAAGAUUUAUUUGCUGAAGGAUGAAUUGAUCAAGAAACAGCAAGAACGUGAGAUUAAACGUGAAGAGUUGAAGGCAGAAUACAGCAAGAUAAUUUCAGAUCUGAAAGUUGAGCUGGAUCAACAAGAACUUGCGUUUGCAUUACCAUAUUUGCUCAGAUGGAGAACUUGUUUGAAGAAUGGGUUCAAUGAAUCCGAUGCCCGAUUUAAUUCGUACUACUAUUUGGAACAAGAACUUAAAUUGAAGAUGAGAAACCAAGAAAAAUCUAAGUUGGACGACAAACUAACAUUGUUGAAACAGGUCUCGACCAAAUUGAAUGAAUCAUUGUCAUUUAACAACAAGCUUGAAUUAACUAAAUACAUUUCUCCAGAAGAAAAGAAUACUCUAAAGACACAACUAAUUACUGAUUUGAAGGCAAUUGAUAUUAAGGACAAGAACAGUAAGAAGCAAGUACUAGCCAAGUUUACUGAUGCAAAGAACUUCUUGACGUUAUCUGAAGAGGUGAGACUACGCAGAAAAUUCUUGAAGCCAGUGAAACCAGAAACAGAAUUGAAGAAAUUGGAAGAACCACUCAAACCUUCCAAGAAAAAUCUAACCACCAGACGUUACAACUACGAACAAAACACGAUAGAUGUCAUUACAAGACCAAAGACCGAUUUCUUGAGCAAAUUGUAA
Messenger RNA from Kluyveromyces lactis, 1095 nucleotides. RefSeq names its product mitochondrial 54S ribosomal protein bL27m (gene MRP7). Lineage: Eukaryota; Fungi; Ascomycota; Saccharomycetes; Saccharomycetales; Saccharomycetaceae. The transcript has a single exon. The record is from RefSeq and is a predicted model, not a curated record. The coding region runs from base 1 to 1095 and encodes 364 amino acids. Gene Ontology annotation, biological process: translation. Gene Ontology annotation, cellular component: mitochondrial large ribosomal subunit; ribosome. Gene Ontology annotation, molecular function: structural constituent of ribosome.